Siniperca chuatsi (mandarin fish) is the source of this 5954-nucleotide messenger RNA. RefSeq names its product focadhesin (gene focad). Gene Ontology annotation, biological process: regulation of post-transcriptional gene silencing. The record is from RefSeq and is a predicted model, not a curated record. Lineage: Eukaryota; Metazoa; Chordata; Actinopteri; Centrarchiformes; Sinipercidae.
UGCUAUUCAAAGCUUCCUUAUUAGCUUGUAAUUGGCGUCUUGGUCUUUACACUAAGGUUGCUACACCGUGGGUUGCAGUACAUUUUAGAGAAAGGUUAUGGCGUGUGACAGGUCGGUUUCUCUCUGUCACUUUUGGUCCUCGCUACACGCCGUAGUUCCAUGCGGAUCUGCUGGAGGCUGGAUGAAUGAGGCAUGACCGGCAGAUAGGAUGGAGAAUUUGAAGAUGCGAUUUGAUUUCCCCAGCCCUGUCAUACAAGCCCAGACGGUAAGAAAUCUCGUUGGUGCUGUGCUAAAAGAGAAAGGGCCAAAUGGGAAAAUCACGCAGUCUUCCACACAGGGUCCAGCGUUGGAGGCUCUGUGGCAGCAGUGUUGCACUGACUGUGCUCUGGUGCGUUCAGCCUGCUGUGACGCUGUAGUGCUGCUGGUGGAUCAAGGCCACGCAGACCUGCACUAUGUCCUCAACAGCGUGCUCAAUCUCCUGCCCUCUGCCAGAAAUGUCCAGGGGCUGAUAAAGGUCAUUGGACGGCUGCUACAGAUGCUGGCAGACCAGAGAGACGGAGAAACGCACUUCACCUGUCCUUAUUCUAUCAGGAGCAGCCCUCACCCAUACAUCACAGCCCUGGAGAACCGAGUGGAGUGCUGGCCAGCUCUGCUGCUGGAGAUUAAUGACUUCAUUCAGCAGGCAGCUGACAGAAAUGAACCAGCCUACAUCACCAUGCUAGCCCCCUUCCUGCGGUACCUGUACUGCGAACCUCAGAGGCAACCCCAGCACGCCCUGCUGCGACACAGUCUCCUCAGGGUGCUGCUGCCCAUACAUCCAGGAGCUGGAUCAGUCCUCCAGAACAAGGACCAGGACCAGGAGCAGAGCUCCCCAGUGUCUGACAGCCUGCUGCACUGCCUCUGUCAGCUGGUGCCACACAUGCAGGUGGACAGUGUGGAGGCGGUGCUGGAGUUGUGUGGAUUCAUAGACGCUCUGCUUCAGGGUCUCGUCCUGGCCUCUGAGGAGCGCUGGAGGACUCAGAGAGCCGGGUUGCUUCUGCAGCUGCUCUGCGCCUGCCAGCGCUGCCUCAGGUUCAAUGGAGACUGCCGACCUCUUCUCAACUCACUACAGCGGUUCCUGCCUGCCUGCCAACAGGGGCUGCCAUUGGACGAGCUUUUGAUGGGUGUGGCCUUGCUCCUGCUGGAGGCCCCUGCAGCUCAGCAGACCAGCCUGCUCAGUCUGGCGCUGAGUUUAGUCCCUGAGCAGGCUGAGCUGUCGCCCUGGUUGAGUCCAGUCCUGGUUCUUCCUGUGCUGCAGCUCCUGUCCUGCUCGGGCCUCAUCGAGCCGCUGGCUGACCGGCGGACGCACAGCCUCAACCAAGACUUGGCCCACAGCCUGCUUCGCAGCAUCAGCAGAGAGACAGAUAAACCCCGAGAGUUUGGUCCACAGCUGGAACUCCCUCUCAGUUCCUGGUACAGCGAGCUCAGCGUGGCUCUAUCCAUACUGUGUAAGGUGGCAGAUGAUCCAGCCGCGGCAGCCGAUUGGCUGUUGUCGGUCAGCUCUGCCCUGUCGUCCAGCCAGCGCCAGCUCUCCUCCCUCACCCUCAUUGUGACCCAUCUCAUCAUCACGGGUCAGGAAGACGUCUGCCAGCUGGCUCUGAAUGCGAGCCAGGCCAUCGCUGCAGCCGACCCCUGCCAGGUCCCUUCCCUUAUUCCUGUUCUGUUGUUCAAACUGGGGAAGGAAACGAAUCCAGGCCUGGCUCACGCUGUGUUGAACUGCCUGCCUAACCUCGGGACUCAUAAGCUCUGUGUCCCAGUGGUGCUGCAGACUCUCCACAGGCUGGCCAGCGCCCCCAAGCUGAGAGCAGUGGCAAUGCGCCUCAUGACUGCUCUUUGGAAGAAACAGGAUCGAAUCUACCCGGAGCUGCAGCGUCUGCUGGGCCAGCAGGACAGUAGGGUGGUGGUGGGAAGGGACGCCCAGUGGGAGCAGAUCCUGGCCAGAGCCGCCUGCCUCAGGGACAUCUGCAGAGAGAGGCCUUACCAGCAUGGAGGUGACAUGUUGGCUGCCAUUACACUUACUCUGAACCAGUGCACCAGACCAGACAUGGCAACCCCUGCUGCCCUCGCCCUGCAAGGACUACAGGAGCUGUGCCGGGCAGAGGUAGUGGACAUCAUCUCAACAUGGAGAAGUCUCGGGCCCCAGCUGAGCUGUGACCCCCGUCCACUGAUGGUUAAAGUCAUAGCUGAGCUUCUGGCUCUGGUUCCCCAGCUCAUUGUCAAGUCAGAGGAGUACGAGAAACUGAAAGAGGAGGUUGUCAGCUUUCUCUGGAAUUAUGCUGUGAGCAAGGAUCCAGAGGUGGCCAGCUGUGGCUACAAGGCUUUGGCAGAUUUUCCUGAAGCGGCCCACACAAUAAAUCUCCUUCCUGAGGCAGCCAGACCAGCUACAAAGCUCCCUGAAGAUGAGGACGAUGAACAGGGGAAGGAGAAAGAGGGAGAAGAGAAGGAUCUCUCCAUCCUAGGUUCAUCUUAUGUGAAGCUGAUGGCUCUCACCCCUGUAUCUGUCCUACCAGCCUUUGAGCUCUUCCUGACCUCACUGGUGAAGCAGGAGAUGAGCCAGAUGCCACGGGGGGUAUACUUCUCUGCCCUGAGGGGGGACCUGCGUUCAGACCAGGGUAAAACGAUGGCAGGAAUUCCAUCAUUCAUGCUGAAAACCUACGAGAAAAACAAGCAGCCUGGGCUAAAGCCUGGACUAGCAGCUGGACUUCUGCUCUGUUACGAGCUGCCUGUGCAGACGGACCGUAACGGCAGACCAAUCGAUCGUUUCCUCAUAAGCCGCAGCCGCAGCUACCAGCAGACCUUGGCAGCCCUCAUUCAUGAAGUGAACAUUCAGCCAUCUGAAUGGCACCGUGCUCUCCUCCUGCCCCGGGCCUGGCGAGGAUUCAUGAGCCGAGCUUUCCACGCUAUCCUGCAGGGUCGACGUGCUGAUUUGGAGAUGCAGCAGAAACAAGGCAAAGAAAACCCGCAAGAGCUACAGUACAAACAACACUGUGCCUGGCUUUGGGCCAGAGAUCAGCUGGCAGACGUUAUCAAAGCUGCUACAAAGGACAGUCCUGUUGUUCAGGGAAACUCCAUCCUGGCUCUGAGUGGCCUGGCUGCUGUCCUCGCUAAAUAUGAGAGCAACCUGCCUGCUGAUAGUGACGGCAGCCUCGGGGCUGGACCAGAGUUUGUGCCCACAGCCAGCUGGUUGGCCAUGGUUCUCAACACCCUGCUCAGCAUCAGCAGCAGCAGCUACAAGGCCAGAGGACAGGUUUUCCCAUGGUUCCUACAUCGUUCCUACUCAGGUGAGAACACGGCGAGUGCCAUAGCUCGCUCCUGUGCCAGCCUGGCGUUGUCACUGCUGGUCCCGGUGCUGGUGGUGUGGCAGAGGGACGGUCUGGUCCAGGUCCUGUCAGCACUGCAGGCCGGCCUGCCGGGCUCCCCCACCGCAGACGACUCCCAGGCUGUUCAGUUCCACUCUGGCCUCGCGCUUGGCAUGGUGCUGUCCAGUCUGCACCACCAACGCCUCAGUGAUGUCUCUGUGCAGAAGGACGCUGAACUCCUCCUCAGCUCUCUGGAUGCUCUGGAAAGUUGCUCCUUCAACCCCAACCUGGAAUACAAUUCUGGCUGUAUGCUAGGUCUGGGUCUGGUGCUUGCAGCUCUCUGCGGUAGUGGACAGACGGACCAACAUGUCCAAGUCACCCAAACACUAGACAAACUAUUGUCCAACCUGCAGGACAGCAACGGGCGGGGACGCAUGCUGCAGGAGGUCUUGGCGUACUCUGUGGCAUGUGUGGGCGUCUCAGCCUUCAGCGGAGGCCUUAUAGAUGCUGCCAAGGCUGAGGAGGUCAUGAACACUCUGCGCACCCUGACUGAGGAGAGCCAGCAGACUCCAGGCUUCUCCCUGGCUCUAGGGUUGGUGGUCCACGGCCUGUCAAUGUCCGGCCACGGUAAAGCAGAGGACAUCCAUCCUCGUCUGCUGGCUGCUUGGAUCAAGAUCUUACUGGCCGAGGGUUGUCCCACUAUGCAGCGACUGGCUGCCGUCAACGGCCUGGUGGCUUUAGUAGGAUCUGAGAGUUACCUCAUUCAGCUAAUGAGAGAGUUGGAGCUUUCCUCCCAGCAGCAGAGCAGGCUGAAUGAGGUUAUUCGAGCCAUCACGCAGAUCAUAACGUUCUCAGGAGCCAUUGGUUUGCAGUCCAACAGUGCUUGUUUGGUGGGUCAUUUGCAUUUGGCCCAUAUGUCCAGCAGCCACAGUCACACAGCAGUUCCUCAGGAUUUCAGUUACCUCUCAGAGAAAAGUGUCAUCAGACCCAUCAUUGACUUCAUCACAGAGGCAGGAAAAAAAGGUCCAGAGUUUGCCCACCCAUCUCUAGUUAAGACUGCUCUGACCCCCCUGGCAUCAGUUGGAGCCAGUUUCCAGUACCCACCCAUCAACUGGAGUGCUGUCCUGUCUCCUCUGAUGAGGCUCAGUUUCGGAGAGGACGUACAGCAUCAGUGUGUGGUGCUGGCAGUGUGUCAAGCUCAGUCUUCUCAGAGUGCCUCUCUCUUUCUGGCCUCCUGGCUGUCACCGCCCCUUGUGCACAGUCUCAGUUACCAGACUCGGGCUCAGCUGUAUGAGAGCCUGGGCUUGUGGAUGAAGCAUGUUGCUGAGGACAAGCUCCAGGUCUACGUGGAGAGUCUGGGCCUGCAGCAGUUCCAGGAGGACCUUCGACCCCAGCGUCUGCCCCUGUGCCGCUCCCUGCUGCAGGGCCUCGCUCAGGCCAUGGCCCUUCCAAACCCCCCCAACCACUGCUGGACCAUCCUCCGCUCCACCACAGAGAAGAUUUUCACCCUCCUGCCUAACCAAAUCCAGGAUAAUGAAGUGGAUUUGUAUGUGGGAAUCGCCAAAUGUCUGUCUGAGAUGUCUGAUACAGAGAUUGAAAGAAUCGCUCGAGUCACAGAGUCUCAGAUGGAGAAGACCUGCUUUGUCCUGGCAUACUUGACCUCCCAAGGCAGAGUUCCCCUCCUGGGUCUCAAUGACAUCAUUGCCGGUGUGCUUCGUAGUUGGCCAAGCCGCAAAGUCGGCUGGCUCCUCCUGCAGACUUUUUACCAGUGUCGCCUGGCCACCAACUCCAAUACAGGCGUUUUGAAACGAAUGGAGUGGCUCCUGGAGCUGAUGGGACACAUCCGAAAUGUUGCCUAUGGGGCGACCUCCGUCACGUGUGGAGACACCAAACUGGCCACAGACUUCCUGUUCCAGGUUUUUGCUGCUGCUGUAGUUUCCUGGGGUGACCACUUCAUGCCCCUCCUCCUUGGCAUUAGGGCCCAGUGGUUCCCAUGGCAGCCUGGCUCCAAGCCCCAAACUCUACAACACAGUCUGUACGGUGAGGAGUCAUUCACUGUCCACGCCCUGUCGCAGUGCCUGCUGGGAAUGUCCCACAGCCUGCCUCUGCUUCUGGACAAAGAGCCCUGGAGCAGCCAGACACACAAGUUCAUAGACUGGCUUCUCAGUAUCACAGAAGGUCCUGAACAGAGUCUGUCGGCCACAACCAUCAGCACAGCCAAAGCUGCCCUGUUGGCCCUGAAGUCCUCUGCUGAGUUCAAGAAGAAAGCUGUGUGGACCAGAGCAUACGGCUGGUAGCCAGGGGGGCCAACACACUGUUACCAUGGCAGCACAUUCAGAGGUUCUUCACAAAAACAUGGCUGGAGCUUUAACACACUCAAGUUACAUCUUUCCUGUCUCUGACUGUUGGACAUGGAGGACAUACAGUGAUGACUCUGAACGUGUGGAGACAGCUGAGGCUUACUGCAGCACCGUGGACUUUUUACAUUUAUGAGCUUAAACAGAAACUGCACUGCCAUUGUAGCUCUACUUCAAUCACAUAUGAGAAUGACAACGUCAAGAGGAAUGUGCUCUGUCAAAACAAUAUAUGCCCAGUAAAAGUUCAUCAAACAUUUAA